Sesamum indicum (sesame) is the source of this 1331-nucleotide messenger RNA. RefSeq lists its product as uncharacterized. The record is from RefSeq and is a predicted model, not a curated record. Lineage: Eukaryota; Viridiplantae; Streptophyta; Magnoliopsida; Lamiales; Pedaliaceae.
CUACUCUCUUUGCUUUGCAUCUCAUUUUGAGGCAAAGGUCAAUUGGAAUUCAUUGAUAAAACCGAAGAGCCUAGUUCACAAUUCCGGGCUUCAAGCCCAGCCCAGCCCAGCCCGAUAUUGGGAAUUCAAGAGGAGAGAAUUCACACACGUUUCUCUUCCUAUGACCCGAAGCCCGAUCCUCUCAAAACCUUUUGUAGCAAAUCACCUCAAGGAAGAGUCCGGCAUCGCCGCCGGCGGUAGCGGUGUUUCUGUGCUCCACCAACGGUUCGGGUGAAAGCAAAUAAAGGUACUUCCCAGACUUCAUGAACCCACAAAAUCUUUGAAUUCUAUUGAAGAAGAGGGAUUGGCUGGUAUCUCUCUGUAGAUAAAAGGAAUUAUUAGAAAUUAAUGGAGUCAGCAGAGCUGGUGGAUGCCCAGAAGGAUAGGGUUCGGAUAAAGAGGAAAACAUUAGAGGCCAUGCUCCAGCAAUGUCAGUUGGCCCUCCAACAGCUUGCCUCUGGCUGCGAUGUUGAUGAUGAUGAUGACGAUGAUGUUGAUGGUGAAUCCGAUGUCCCCCAAGACUCUGGCGACACCUCCUCUCCCCCUGCCAGUUGUGAAACUGACACAACGGAGUUUUACGACCUUUUGAAAUCUAGAGUUGAAUGUGCUGAUUUCCUCAAGAAACUAGAAAACGCCCGGGCAACUUUUCCAGAAAACAUAGCUGAGGAAGGCAGUUCCUGGGACAUGGUCAGCGAAAAUGAUCUUUGGGAAGGUGGAAAUGUGGAGUUAGACCCAGAAGAUUAUGUGUUAGUUGGGCAAGAAGAUAUAAUGGAUGGUAUAGCAUCCUUCAUGGCUGCGUAUCUUUUGUCCCUUAAACAAACUAAGGAGUUGACACCUAACCAACUUCAAGCAGCUCUGAGCAAGACAUUCUCAGUGAAAAAGAAGAAGGGCAAGCUUCGGAAGGCAUGGGAUGGAAGCAAAGUAAUUUACAAUGUAGCAUCCUGGGGAGCUACAGCCGUUGGAAUUUAUCAGAAUCCUGCCCUUUUUAGGGCUGCAUCUGCAGCAUUCUGGACAUCGUGUCAUGUUAUCUCAAAGCUUUUCUGAGCCACAGCAGUGACUUAGGAAGGACCUGGUGAUUGGGUUUAGCUGUUCUUUAGGUGAGGCCAAACUAUGUGAAGUUUACAAGGUUGUCUAAUAUAUAUUGCAUCUGUUCGUAUGACACAUUUGAAUUCGUUUCAAGUUUUUGGUUCUGUAAAUAUUUCUGGGUGGUCUGUAUAUAUGGUUGUUUAGCUGUUUGUAUUUUCAAGUGUAUUGUUUAGUAAUUGCCUCAACAGGCAAGUAAAUCAUCACAC